AUGAAAUCCCUGUCUUGGCAGGUGAUGGCUCUGAAAUCGCUUCUAUUCGGGAACAAUGGAGUGUUUGGACAUAUCCCAAAGCUGGCUAUAACAAGUGGCGCUGUCCAGCAAAAACGAACGAACUAUAAAUACGUUGGAAUGGUCGAGGAAACAGACGGUUCAUUCGCUAGUGAUCUCAACUAUGGACUUCAUACAUUGUUCUUCACUGAAAUGUUUCGAGGCUUUGGCGUAAUGCUGGGACACUUUUUUAUGGAACCUGCCACAAUCAACUACCCUUUUGAGAAAGGUCCUCUCAGCUCGCGAUUCAGGGGAGAGCACGCUCUUCGCCGUUACCCAUCAGGUGAAGAACGUUGUAUCGCUUGUAAGCUUUGUGAAGCCAUCUGUCCAGCCCAGGCAAUAACAAUCGAAGCAGAAACUCGCCCAGAUGGCAGUCGACGUACCACACGAUAUGACAUUGAUAUGACAAAGUAUGAAAAACUUUUGUCGAAUGGUGACCGUUGGGAACCGGAACUGGCCGCCAACAUACAAGCAGAAUUUCUAUAUAGAUGA
Molecule: messenger RNA, 549 nt
Organism: Cooperia oncophora
Lineage: Eukaryota; Metazoa; Nematoda; Chromadorea; Rhabditida; Trichostrongylidae
Source: the annotation of a GenBank genome assembly